This is a messenger RNA of Brassica rapa (field mustard), 1376 nucleotides long. Its product is annotated as probable inactive poly [ADP-ribose] polymerase SRO2. Gene Ontology annotation, molecular function: NAD+ poly-ADP-ribosyltransferase activity. NCBI's taxonomy places the organism in Eukaryota, Viridiplantae, Streptophyta, Magnoliopsida, Brassicales, Brassicaceae. The record is from RefSeq and is a predicted model, not a curated record.
GAAAAAAAUCUGUAAUCAAGGAAUUAAAACCCAACUGUAUCAACAAAAAUAUCAUCUUAGAUGAGAAGAAGAUGAUCAUGUAGGGGUAAUAAAGUCAUUAGACACGUAACGGCACCGCUUUAUAACCGUUUAAGACUCCUCUCCUUUCUUCUACAUUCUCUGGUUUGUCCCCUUCCCCAAGAAAACUUCUCUCUCUCUCUCUCUCUCUCUCUCUCGAACUUUCCUCCCCACUCGAGAUGGCGGCGGCGCAUGUGGAAAUCGAGGACCAAUCCUCCGUCAGCACCGAACUUGAUAAUGGCGAAAUUCUCGAACCCCUCUCCGAUGCUGAUUCCUCCUCCGCUUCCUCCGGAUCAGCGAUCCUUCUCGGCCAAGGAAACCAGGAGCACGACGUCAUCAAAGCGUGUUUCCUCUCCGGCUUAGGCGCCGCCUUCGCCGUCGACACGACGGUGGAGAGCGUGCGUAAGACCUCUACGGAAGGGGUCGCGGCGAGAGCCAGGUACGUGGCGUUUCGGAUCUUCACGGAAGCCAUGGCGAGGAAGAACGGCGGAGAUCCGAAUGUGAAGUACGGUUGGUUCGCUGGCUCCAGAGAGGAGAUCGAUCGUAUCGUCUCGUACGGGUUCAGCAGCCGAGAGAUCGACGAUGGUUCUCAUGGAAUCGGAGUCCACCUCGUUCCUUCCAAGUGCUCUCUCUUCGCAGCUGUAGGUGCAGAGCCAGACGGGGAAGGUGUGAGGCAUCUUCUCUUGUGCCGUGUACUCCUCGGGAGGCCUGAGCAGAUCGACGCCGGGUCUACACAGUCGCAUCCGAGCUCUGGUGAAUUCGAUUGCGCUGUGGAUGAUCUUCAGGAACCGAGGAAGUAUAUUGUGUGGAGCUCCAACAUGAACUCGUACAUCUUACCGAGUUACAUCGUCAGUUUCAAGUCUCCUCGCCUCAGAGUUAUAGGUAGAGGUGGUCCUCCGCCAAGCUCCCCUUGGGUUAGUUUUACUGCGGUUGUGUCAGUGCUGUCCAAGUUCUUGGAUGCUUCGAGAAUGAGCUUGAUCAAGAAGACUUUCGAUGAUUUUAGGAAAGGGAAGAUUCCGAGAGAUCAACUGGUUCGGAAGAUGAGACAAGUGGCUGGUGACGACCUCUUGGCUCAGAUAAUCAAGAACCAUAAGGACAGGGUUUAAGGAAGGAUAGAUGAUAGGAGAAGUCUAAGACGCCUGGAAGCUCAAUCAAUUGUGGAAAACUAUAUAUCUUAGAGUUUUUAAGCUCUUAUUUGUCUCCUUUUUCUGAUUAGAUUUUUUAUACAAACAGAGGAUCCCUUGUGAUAUGAACUUUGGAAAAUUUGUAAACAUCAUUAUUUUAUACAGCUAAUGAGAUUUUCAAUAUUUCGAGAGCAA